UCGCCACUUCAGAAAACCCUAAUCCAUAGGAGCACAUAUAUUUUCUCCCCCUGAAGUUUCAGCAGCUACCCUCUCUCUCUAGACAAAAAUGGCGUACGCGAUGAAGCCGACGAAGCCUGGUCUGGAGGAGUCACAGGAGCAGAUCCACAAGAUUAGGAUCACUCUUUCUUCCAAGAACGUUAAGAACCUCGAGAAAGUUUGUGCCGACUUGGUUCGCGGUGCCAAGGACAAGAGACUAAGAACCAAGGGACCAGUCAGGAUGCCCACCAAGGUUCUGCGUAUCACUACCAGGAAGUCUCCUUGUGGAGAAGGUACCAACACAUGGGACACAUUCGAGCUUCGUGUCCACAAGCGUGUUAUCGACCUCUUCAGCUCUCCUGAUGUGGUCAAGCAGAUCACUUCUAUUACCAUUGAACCUGGUGUAGAAGUCGAAGUUACCAUUGCUGAUUCAUAGAUCUUCUACCCUUUUAUCUAGUUAAUACUAGAUCUUUUAAUUUUGGCUCUAGACUGUUUUGUGAUGAGGGAUUUUUGUUUGUUGGCAGCUGUCUUAAUUUCAAAUUUUUGGAUGCUUUACUUGAAUACAACAUUUUAUUUAUUAGAAUAGGUUUCUUUUCAA
Humulus lupulus (European hop) is the source of this 616-nucleotide messenger RNA. RefSeq names its product small ribosomal subunit protein uS10y-like. NCBI's taxonomy places the organism in Eukaryota, Viridiplantae, Streptophyta, Magnoliopsida, Rosales, Cannabaceae. Gene Ontology annotation, molecular function: structural constituent of ribosome; RNA binding. The transcript is spliced from 3 exons. Gene Ontology annotation, biological process: translation. Bases 89 to 454 code for a protein of 121 amino acids. Gene Ontology annotation, cellular component: cytosolic small ribosomal subunit; ribosome. The record is from RefSeq and is a predicted model, not a curated record.